CGUUGCCAAGGCGACGCACCGCCGCGCUUUCCCCCUCCUUCGCCGUUUCCCCAUCCUCCUCCGUUCCCUCCCGGUGCGACCCUCGACGCUAUGGAGAUUUCGGAGCGACGCCGCGUGAUUUCAGCGCCCUCGGCGGCCCGUCCGGUCCGGUACAGCGCAAAGACCCGGGAGCUGCUGAGAGUGAUGAUGGAGGAGUCUAAGCUGCCGUGUUUCCAGAGGCGAUACCUGAUGGACUGCGUGGAACGGGGAGAUACCCUGCCUCUACAGUGCCGCCCCACAUCCAGCAAAGAGCCAGCUUCUGCAGUGCCUACCUUCUCCCCAGACGUUUGUCAACGCUGUAAACUUCCAGAUAGACCCCAUCUCCGACCUGCCAAGGUCUGCCAGGCAGGAGACGCCUACGCCAGGGAGAAAUUCAAGCCACGGGCAGGGCGGGAUUUGGAAAAGGAGAAGCAAAGGCUCCAAAACAUCUUAGCAACAGGGAAGGAUGUGGUGGAGGACAAGGUGAAGCAGAGACAGGUCCCAAAAAAGGAAGAGGAGAUAGCAGAGCCUGACCGGUUUGAAGAAUUGGUGAACGAAAUUCAGGAGAGGAGGGAGUUCCUGGCAGAGAUGGAAGCUCUAGGACAGGGCAAGAAGUAUCGAAGUAUUGUCCUCACUGAAAUCUCACAGAAAAUACGUGAGAUGGAGAUCAUUGACAAGAAGAGAAGUGAGGAAAUGAAAGAGAUCAUGACAAAAGAUUUCCCUGGUGGGAAUAAAUCUGAUCCUCAUGACUAGGCCACAGGAGAAAAGAGAAAUGAAAUUUCUUUCCAGCUCUUUUCUCAAGGGCUGGUCUGUGCUUUCGCCUGCAGAGGGGGCACCACCACCUGAUGCCUGAAGCCAGAAGGCAAGAGCAAUUUGUAUACAGCUGGCAGCAGAAAAGAAGCUGUUGUAAAAUCCUGCCCACGCACCAGAUCCCUUCUUGCUCGACGACGUUAAAGAGAGGAAAACACGCAGCAGCAGCUACCGAAGCAUGAGGAAGCAGAACCUCCUUUUGCCUGUGCAGUGCCUCGGAGUAGCAGCAGUCCACCAAUAAAAAUGUCACUCCUUUCCAUCCAGCCAGGCGUGGAGGUUUCUCAUGACAAGUACGAUGCAUUGCAACCCACAUCUGUGACCUGCUUCUGUCCCCAGGACUCUGGGAACCGCCGUGCUGGCAGACGGCAGGGAGGAAGAUGGAGCUGCCUUGCACAAACACCAGCCCCUGGCAUUGCUGCAGGUCAGUGUGAGCCCAUGCAUCAGCAAACUCUUGGGUGGCAGCUGGACUACUGGGCAGGCACUCAGGAAUGCAGCUGCCCUGAGGCAAGGGAAAGGGGAUUUCAGCUCAGUGCAUGCUGCUCUU
Calypte anna (Anna's hummingbird) is the source of this 1372-nucleotide messenger RNA. It is a transcript of the gene C1H22orf23, whose product is annotated as chromosome 1 C22orf23 homolog. Lineage: Eukaryota; Metazoa; Chordata; Aves; Apodiformes; Trochilidae. The transcript has 6 exons. Bases 91 to 771 code for a protein of 226 amino acids. The record is from RefSeq and is a predicted model, not a curated record.